This is a messenger RNA of Limulus polyphemus (Atlantic horseshoe crab), 2398 nucleotides long. RefSeq names its product cyclin-K-like. NCBI's taxonomy places the organism in Eukaryota, Metazoa, Arthropoda, Merostomata, Xiphosura, Limulidae. The record is from RefSeq and is a predicted model, not a curated record. Gene Ontology annotation, molecular function: cyclin-dependent protein serine/threonine kinase activator activity. Bases 109 to 1749 code for a protein of 546 amino acids. The transcript is spliced from 9 exons. Gene Ontology annotation, biological process: regulation of transcription by RNA polymerase II; positive regulation of DNA-templated transcription, elongation. Gene Ontology annotation, cellular component: cyclin/CDK positive transcription elongation factor complex; nucleus.
UUGUAUUUGCAAAUAUGUGUAAUUUAAACGUUGGAAUGUGGUGUUUAAUAUCAAAUUCACAUAAAUUUGGCCUAAUGAAGUUAUUGAUAGGAUUUACAAAAAAAAAACAUGCCAUCAUGGUACUAUGACAAGAAAGAUCUUCGCAACACCCCGUCUGUUUUAGAUGGGAUCAGUAUUGAAACAGAACAGUGGUACAGGAAGGAAGGAGCUCGAUUCAUCAUUAAUAUGGGAAUUAAAAUGGGAUUAAGGUAUGAUACAAUUGCAACUGGAGUGAUGUACUUUCAUCGUUUCUACAUGAUUCAUUCAUUUAAGACUUUCCCAAAAUAUGUAACUGCUUGUAGCUGUUUGUUUCUUGCUGGGAAAGUUGAAGAAACCCCCAAGAAAUGUAAAGAUAUAAUCAAAAUGGCGCAAAGCUUUCUAACAGAGCAACAAGUUUUACAAUUUGGAGAGGACUCAAAGGAAGAAGUCAUGACAUUAGAAAGGAUUCUUCUUCAGACCAUGAAGUUUGAUCUGCAAGUUGACCAUCCUUAUAGACAUCUUUUGAAAUAUGCAAAAUCAUUGAAAGGUGACAAACAAAAAUUACAAAAGAUGGUACAGAUGGCCUGGACUUUUAUUAAUGACAGCUUGUGUACAACAAUAUGUCUGCAGUGGGAACCAGAAAUAAUAGCAAUUGCCUUGAUAUUUCUUGCUGGAAAACUUUCUAAAUUUGAAGUAUUGGACUGGUCUGGAAGAACAUCAAAACAUCAGCAUUGGUGGGAGGUUUUUGUAGAGGACUUGACAAUAGAUGUGUUAGAAGAUAUUUGUCACCAAGUUUUGGACUUGUAUUCCACUCCAACUCCCAGUAUUCCAGAAAAUUCUUUCCCUUCGACAUCACCACUGAAAUCUGAUAAACAACUACAACCUUUAACAUCACCACCACAACUUUCACUGUCGCCACCUCAACAACCUACAAGCAAAGAAUCACCUUUGGGCCAGUCUAUUCCAAAAGUAGAAAAGAAUGAGCUUAAAGAUUUUAACUUGCAUGAAGAUUCUACUAUGUCAACCAUACCACUCAUUGUAGCAGCUACUGCUUCAAUCUCAACUAUCCAGACAGCUCAAGAUUCUCCCUAUAAGGAUGAACCUGUCACUCCAAUUACUACCACUGGUAGUAAUGUAAACAUUUCCAGUCAACAGCAGGAGCCAGUCAUAAGUAGUGAAAUGACAGCUAGAGCUAGGACUGUCCCUAACGGUGGAUGCUCAGAUCAGUCUGCUCCAACAAGUCAUUGUUCCUACCCCACUUCUAUUUCUCCUCUUGCCCCAUGCAAUACUCCUUUCCCUCUAACCACAAAUCAAUAUUACCAUCAUCCAGAGAUCAAAUCUCACCCACAAUUACAAUGUUAUCGUUUCCCCACUCUUCCAUCCAACCAAACACCGUACAACUUCCAGCAUCCUACUUUGCAUACUAGACCUUUUCUCAGGCCCCAUAACCCACCUCCACGAUUUGCUGAUCAUUACUCCAGCCAACCACAAUGUCCCCCCUCAACACAGUACAGUGUCCCUCCACUUCCUACAAUACCUUCUCAGUACCCUCCAUUUUCUUCUAACCCACAUCAAGUCAUGUCUCGCCCACCACAACCACCUUUACAAACAGGUCGACCACCAACAGGCUUUGGAGGUUACCAGCCAUCUGUUGUUACUAACUUACAACAACCACCACCACAACCACCUUCUACAGGAAUCCCUCAAGUGAGAAUUACUGGAAGAUUUUAGAUUUCAAGUUUUGAAACUUUGUGAAUUUACAAUAUUAUUAUGAUACCUUAUAAACUAACAAACCAAUUUUCAUUGAAUCUGUGUUGUCAUUGGUUAAAACUGUAAAGGUUCAUACUAAUUUUGGUUUGGAUUACUAGGCUUUUGUUGGAUUAGGCAAUAUGCUUUUGUUGGAUUGACAAGAUGUUUUAGAACAGCAUUCUAAGUUUUCUUGCCAGUAAAUUUAAUUGUUAUAUAAGUUAUAUCUAUUGGAUAAAUUAAAAUAUUUUAAUUUGAGAAAACGACUUAGGAUUUCUCUAUUAGCAAAAUACAUAAGAUAUGUCAAGUAAUAGAAUAAAGAAUAGCAACAUUGUUGAUCUUUUGAAGCAACAGCUACAAAUAAGAAGUAUCAAUAGACUAAACAAAAAGUGUUUAGAGCUCAUAUUCAGUAUAUCAUUAAAAUAAUGUUUAUUAAGAAUGUAGGAUGUAAUAUGUAUAAAAUGUAUAAUUUAUGGAGCUAGUGAAGCAGUGUAAUAUCUUUUCAUUAGAUAUUCUUGUUGUGGUUAACUGUAUUCCAGGUUAUGCCAGUAGAAUAUUUUCUAAAGUUCAGAGUUUUUGUUUCUGUGUAAAGUUUAUUCUUGAAGCUAUAUGAAUAAAUUGUUUUUUUAGUUCU